Anolis sagrei ordinatus is the source of this 5147-nucleotide messenger RNA. RefSeq names its product rho GTPase-activating protein 20-like. The record is from RefSeq and is a predicted model, not a curated record. Gene Ontology annotation, biological process: regulation of Rho protein signal transduction; signal transduction. NCBI's taxonomy places the organism in Eukaryota, Metazoa, Chordata, Lepidosauria, Squamata, Anolidae. Gene Ontology annotation, molecular function: GTPase activator activity.
UCCCCUUCCCUUCCUUCCCUUGGAAGGAAGGAAGGAAGGAAGGAGAAGAAGGGAAGGGAAGAGGCUGAGUGAGGAGGGGGCUGGAGGGCAGCAUGACCCCGCAGCAGAAAGCCCACUGGGGCCCCACGGCGGCCGGAGAAGAGCUCACCCCCUCCUCCCUCCCCGCCGACCCCCACAGGCACCACCCGAAAAUGAAGCCCAUCAUCCACAGAAGGCGCUCCACAUCCACCGCCAUCAGCAGAGCCCUCAGCAAGUCCAAGCAUCAUCCCAGCCACCGUGACGUGGGCCUCUGCCCCUCUCAGCUGGACAACGGUCUCUCCAUGGCCGGUGCCUUUGGCCGGCCCAAUUCGCUCUUCCUCCUGGAGGAACGGGUGCAGAUGACCCAGGGCUUGCAGACCCAGGAGAGGCAUCUCUUUCUCUUCGAUGACCGGCUUGUUGUGGCCAAGUCCAAGUCUUCUUCCAGCCUGAAACUCAAGAAGCAAGUCCCGCUGGGAGAGAUCUGGACCAGCGCUUGCCUUGGCGACGUGUCGGAGAAGCGUCUGAGCCCAGAGUCCUCCUUCGUGCUGGGCUGGCCCACCACCAACUGCGUGGUCACUUUCAGCUGCCCUGAAGUCAAGGAGAAAUGGCUGUCGGCGCUGCUGUGGCACAUGGAGGCGGCAAAGCAGGCGGAGAGCCCCAAAUGCCUUCCGAUGCAAGUCUUCCUGAUGGAUGGUGAAAACAGCAGUUCUAGUGUAUCUGUCUCGGUUUCCAACAUGGAAGUUGCAGAUGAUGUCAUCAAGAAAACGGCGCAACAGCUGGGACUUCCUGGAAGAGCCAGCGACUACCGCCUCUGCGUCCUUUCCGGAAGAGACAGCCCUGCCUUCCCUCUCCUCGGCCACGAGUAUCCCUUCAGCAUUAUCCUGAAUUCCCUCCGUGGCUCCUUGGACCACCUCCAGGGAACCAACAACAACAACCUCCUUCCUGGGUGUGAGGCCUCCAUCUUGGAUCAAAUCCCCAAAGAGAGGCAGUGUCAGUUCAUCCUGAAGCCCAGGCCCAAUGCUCAAGUGCAGCUGCGGAGAGAACCGCUGCAGAAGCACAGCAAGCGGAAGAAGUCCUUGAUUGACUGGGCCCUGCGGAGGAGCAGCAGCACCCCCACCAGCAGCCCAGCCUCGCAGUCCCCGCCGAACCCCAGGAAGCUCUUUGGCCUCUCGCUCAGCUCCGUUUGCCCCGAUGGGAGCCUCCCCAAACCAAUCAUGGACAUUCUGCAGCUCUUGUACCUCGAAGGCCCAUCGACGCGGGGCAUCUUCCGGCGCUCGGCCAACGCCAAGACUUGCAAGGAACUCAAGGAGAGGCUCAACUCCGGGGAUGAUGUGCAAGUGGAUGGCGAAUCCGUCUUUGUAGCGGCAGCGGUCAUUACGGAUUUUCUGCGAAAUAUACCUGACAGUGUUCUAUCCUCAGACAUGCAUGGGCUCUGGAUGGAAGCCAUGGAUAAGGAAAACUGGGAACAUAGGAUCGAAGCCAUCCAAAGUUUGGUGAACCAGCUCCCAGAGGCCAACCGUAUCUUGCUCCGACACCUCUUUGGCGUCUUGCAUCGCAUUGAACAGAACGCCACCGAGAACCAGAUGACUGCCUUCAACCUGGCCCUCUGCAUCGCCCCCAACAUGCUGUGGCUGCCCAGCCCCACGGGACCUGAGGAGGAGAGCAAAUCCACCAAAAAGGUGGCCUUCCUGGUCCAAUUCCUCAUCGAAAAUUCAACUGAAAUUUUUGGAAGGGACAUCGCUUCGCUGUUCCAAAGGCCAGAAAGGAAGAAGUCCAAAAGUGUGGACGAUAUACUGGCUCAGCGAACCGAUUCCUCCGACGAGAUGGAAUUUGCAGCCUCCUUUGGGGAAAGAUCCAAACAACGUUAUGGGCUGGAAGUGGAGGAUGGCCUGUUCAGCCCUUCGUUGAGCGAGGAGCGAGAGGACUGGGACUUGUUCAGCGAGAUCGCCGCUUGCUACCGGAGCAAAGCGGGGAAGAACGCCAGUGCAGACAGCUACGACCUCCUGGAGCAGGAGGAAGAGGGCGGCUCCUUCUGCUCCCUGGGCUCUGUCUGUUCGCUGGACCCGGCAAGGAACCGUUGCUCUUCUGAGCCCAGCGUGUGCCUGAGCUCCCGCUUUCCCUCUCAGGACCACGAACCGGUGGCUCGGCAGUCCAGCUGCGAUGCCGCCAUCAUGCACAGCCAUGGGGAUUACAUCCGCCGGCUCCAGCAGCUGCAGCUGGAGAGCCAGAAGCUCAUCAACGAAGGCUUGAGCCCUGGGCUGAGCAGAGCCACCAGACCUGGCUUCUGGAGGCCCUCCCUAUGCGGCAAUGUGGCCAAAAGGCUCAGCCCUCAGAAGGCGAGUCUCUCCAACCGGUCCAGCUUCUCCAGCCUUUCGUCCACCACCUCCCCUUCAGCCUCCUCCUUGAGCUCUCUGGACAGUGCUUUCUCCUACUGCUCUGAGUCCUCCUCGGCCUUCAGCCCCACGGACAAUGCCUCCAGCUUGCCCUUCAUGUUCGGCACCUCUGCCCGGCUCCACGCUUUGUCCCCCAAAGUGGCCAAGCGGUCCUCGAAGGAGUGGCACAAGCCACUGACCUCCCCGUUGCCCCUCAGCGAUGUGGAGUUCUCCUUUGAGAACAGAGAAGACAACAGAGAGAACGGCAGCCAAGAGAAAGUGGCGGUCUUCCUGCCCAUCGGAGGCAGCUCUGGAAGCUUGGAGAACCUCAAGAGCAAAGACGAGAAGGAGGAAAGUCAUGCCGAAACGCUCUCCUAUCCACUUACAAGCUGUCCCCUUGUCAAGACGGAGUACAGGACUGCCAUCCCAAGCCCGGAGAGCAGUUUUGUGACGUCCACGAAGCACAUUGAGAUCAAAGGCUCCAAAGAGGCUCCUUUCUCCCAAGGAAGCUUGAAGCGUACCAAGAUCACGGUCUACAUGGCUCCAAAGGAGAGGAGUCCAAGAGAGUCUCCGGUGGUGCAGGACGAAGGGUACAUGGCUAGUGAUCCCAGUAGUACCAAGACGGUCAGGGUCCACAUCCCCCAGACGGUCUUCUACGGGCAGAACACCCCACUGGUCCUCCAGUCCGUCUCAAGAAGGUACCACCAUGAAUCCUCGAGCCCCCCCACCCAGGUGGAAGAGCCGGAGCCUCUGGACGGUCCAGACGUGUGCCACAGCCAAGGGGUCAGCAAGACCUUCAGCCACACGUUCCGCAUUUUCCUCCCGGCGUCCGUCCGCCACACGGUCCGAGAGUAUUUCAGCCGAGACGGCUCCGAGAAGCACUGUGCUGCGAGUGUGGAGACGGUGGAGGAGGAACUUCUCCGGAGCAGGGCAGAGUGGAUACGGAGCCCGCCUUGCGCAGACGAGAGCCAUGAGACCCUAAUGUUCGCCGAAGAGACUUUCGUCUAGGAGACUCUGCUUCCUGUGCUUUUGGGAGGGUUGUAUGUAAAAUGUAAUAUAGGGGAUGGGAGGAAUUCGACAGGCCUCCUUCGACCGCUGGUAGCUUCUCUAUCAAGGAUGUUGAAUCCACUCCUGGUUUUAACCUGAACCGUCUAAGGUGAUUUGUACCUUAUAUGGUUCUUUUAAGAACCCGGGGUGGAUUCCUUGCCCUCGUGGCAUGGAGGCCAGUAGCCAUUGCUGUUCACAUGUAAAGCAACUUCUGCUCUCCUGCAUAGCGCCUUUUAAAUCCACUUAUCUCCUUCUUUUUGAUCUUCUGCUCAACGUACAGGAAGAGCUUCACAGUGUACUUCCUCGGAGCACUUUCCAGCCUCACCGCAGGAGGAAAUUGCGCCAAAGCUUUUAUUCAGCUCCGAUCCAAAGUCAAACUGAACUCAAAAUGCAAAUUAGGGCAAAUGGUUGUUAAUAUUAUUUUCCCCAACAGGUUUAUUAUGAGACAUCUUACGACUGAAAUCUUCAGUCUCAACCUGGGGUCCUUUUAUAUUGCUCUUGGCUCUCUGCAAUUGUGAGAUUCACUUGUGAAUUUGAUUAAUAUGUUCUGUGCAGGAUUUUCUAGGUCCUCCAAUGCAACCUCCACCAGAAAUUGGCCAUGCACUCAUGCUGAAUGAAAUAGAGAUUCCUCUAUGUGCUUAUUUGCACUUUCCCCCAUUUUUGUGGGGUCUCAGUGCCCCAAAUGUGGAGAGUCCAUCAUAUGCAUUUAUAGUGCUACCAUUCCACUUUAAAUUGCUGUGACGCCACCCUAUGUGAUACUGGGACUUGUAGUUCAGGGGUAGAAUUUAAAAUCUUCAUCCAAACUACAAAUCCCAGUUUUUGCAUGAUGAUGAAGCCACAGGCAGUUAAAAUGGAAUAAUAGCACUUUAAAUUUGUUCUCAGAAAGAGCUCUAUAUCAAUUUCUGGGUGUGAAACCAAGACAUAUAUAAACCUCGCGGACUCCAUAGAUUUCUGUAAGGAAUAGCAUUGAAGCCUAUACGUUUCACAACAAAGGGGCUUCAGAUUAUUCUUCCUCAGGUGUGUUUGUUUUUAAUCGUGGAAUUGCAGUUUUUCACCAUUUUUUGGAUAAAAUAGAAUUCAAACAUGAUUAAAAUGGCAUUAAGAAACCAAAGUAAUGGGAUCAAGAAUCUGCCAGCAGUGUCGGGUAGAAACUAAACACAAAAAUACUUGUUGUUCAGAGGUACAGUGUUCCCUCGCUACUUCGCAGUUCGCUUUUCGUGGACUUGCUGGUUUGCGGUUUUGUUUUUAAUUGUGAAAUUGCAGUUUUUCACCAAUUUUUGGAUAAAAUAGGAUUCGAACAUGAUUAAAAUGGCAUUAAGGAACCAAAGUAAUGGGAUCAAGAAGCUGUGGGCAGUGUUGGGUAGAAACUAAACACAAAAAUACUUGUUCGGAAGUACAGUGUUCCCUCGCUACUUUGCGGUUCGCUUUUCGCGGACUCGUUGUUUUGCGGUUUUUCAGUAAAUACAGUAAUGUAUAUAUUUACGCUGGAGCUGUGCCUCUCCUUGCCAUACACAUCAUGGGAGAUGCCAGCCUGGGAAGCCACCUCUUGCAGGCACCUCACUCGCCCAGCUUCUCCUCCUCAUCGGCUUCCUUCUCCUCCUCUUCCUCACUCUCCGCUGCAGAUGGGAGCUUUUCCAGGUUGAAAGCGGAGAAGGAAGGGAAGGAAUGAUGAUGGACAGGUCUAGARGGGCGAAUGGUAGGUGGCUUGGG